ACGAAGGCUAGCCGGCCAGGUGAAUACCGAUGACUGAUGAGAGUACGUAGUGAGGAGACCCCUGUUGGUUUAGCUACCCGGCCUCAAUAAUCUAGCUGACUGACUGACUGACUGACUUAAUUAGAUCGAUGUUAGCACUAGCUAGAGACCACAACCACCGUCAGACGACCAAACACCUGCACCCGCACACUCCCUCAGUCAUCCAUCGUCCACAGUGAACCAUCAACCAUCUCUCUGUCUGUCUGACUAGCUGUCGAUUUCCUUGGUCCUUGCUCCUAUUUCCAUGGAGACCUCGAGCUCUAACUAGGAAUGAGGCCUCAGUACGUCCGAUCACCUACUCCCAUUCCCAUCGUUGUCUGCCUAGCUUAAUUAGCUAUAUACCGCGCUCAGCACAGGCCUGCUUCCUGCAGUACCCAGCCUGCAAGGAGCUAGUGUCCCGUCGAGAAUUGAAGCUAGCAUGAGUCGGGCGGCGGCAAUGGCCGCCGUGGCGGCGGCGGUGCUGGUGUGCGCCACGGCGUUGGGAGUAGUAGGAGCGGAGGUGGUGGACGAGUUCGGUGGCGGGGCGUCCUUCAUCUUCGGGGACUCACUCGUAGACGCCGGCAACAACAACUACAUCCCGACUCUAUCCCGGGCCAACAUGACGCCCAACGGCAUCGACUUCGCGGCGACGGGCGGGGCACCGACGGGGCGGUUCACCAACGGGCGGACGAUCGCGGACAUCAUCGGCGAGAUGCUGGGUCAGGCGGACUACUCGCCGCCGUUCCUGGCUCCCAACACGAGCGGCGGCGCGAUCCUGAACGGCGUCAACUACGCCUCCGGCGGGGGCGGGAUCCUGAACGGCACGGGGAAGGUGUUCGUGAACCGGAUCGGGAUGGACCUGCAGGUGGACUACUUCAACGUCACGCGGCGGCAGCUGGACGCGCUGCUGGGGAAGGAGAAAGCCCGCGAGUUUCUGAGGAAGAAGGCCAUCUUCUCCAUCACCGUUGGGUCUAACGACUUCCUCAACAACUACCUCAUGCCCGUGCUGUCUACUGGCACCAGGAUCCGUCAGUCGCCUGACGCCUUCGUCGACGACCUCAUCUUCCACCUCCGGGACCAGCUCACGAGGCUGCACACGCUGGACGCGCGCAAGUUCGUGGUGGCCAACGUGGGGCCGCUGGGGUGCAUCCCGUACCAGAAGACCAUCAACAGGGUGGGGGAGGACGAGUGCGUGAAGCUGCCCAACCAGCUGGCGGCGCAGUACAACGCCCGGCUCAGGGAGCUCAUCGUCGAGCUCAACGGCAACCUCCCCGGCGCCAGGUUCUGCCUCGCCAACGUCUACGACCUCGUCAUGGAGCUCAUCACAAACUACCCCAACUACGGGUUCGAGACGGCCAGCGUGGCGUGCUGCGGCAACGGCGGGUCGUACGACGGGCUGGUGCCGUGCGGGCCGACGACGAGCCUGUGCGACGACCGGGACAAGCACGUGUUCUGGGACCCCUACCACCCCAGCGAGGCCGCCAACGUGCUGCUCGCCAAGUACAUCGUCGACGGCGACACCAAGUACAUCUCGCCCAUCAACCUCAGGAAGCUCUACUCACUCUGAUCAUUUCUUUUGGCCGGCCGUCGACGUCGAGCCUUUGCAUUUCCGGCGUGCAAUGCAACUGUUGUAUGUAAUCUGUAAUUUUUGGGUGCGAGGAAAUCAAUUUAGCAUGUGAUUUUCGAGUGUACGUAUAUUGUACUGUAGCCAAACUAUAAUUAACUUUUAAUAAAGA
Molecule: messenger RNA, 1754 nt
Organism: Sorghum bicolor (sorghum)
Lineage: Eukaryota; Viridiplantae; Streptophyta; Magnoliopsida; Poales; Poaceae
Product: GDSL esterase/lipase At2g23540
Exons: 3
Coding region: 458-1585 (375 amino acids)
Molecular function (GO): hydrolase activity, acting on ester bonds
Source: RefSeq, a predicted model, not a curated record